This is a messenger RNA of Xenopus tropicalis (tropical clawed frog), 1458 nucleotides long. RefSeq names its product forkhead box I2 (gene foxi2). Gene Ontology annotation, molecular function: sequence-specific DNA binding; DNA-binding transcription factor activity; DNA binding. NCBI's taxonomy places the organism in Eukaryota, Metazoa, Chordata, Amphibia, Anura, Pipidae. The record is from RefSeq and is marked provisional. Gene Ontology annotation, cellular component: nucleus. Gene Ontology annotation, biological process: regulation of DNA-templated transcription; animal gross anatomical part developmental process.
CUGUGAAUGUCCCACCAGACUUCAUAAAGGAUUAUUAUGAACACUUUUGGGCAGCAGCCCACUAACCCCCAUGCACAGGACCUACUGGAUAUGGCAAUGUACUGUGAUCAUUUCAGCCUCUACCACCAGCAGCAGAACCAGCAACUGCCUCAGAGACCAGCAGCUCCCCCAGCCCUGGGCUAUGGACGCAAUGAGUACUCAUCCCCCACUGCCAGCCCAUACCCCUGGCUAAAUGGACCUGCCAUGAACUCAUCACCUUAUCUCAAUGGAGGCAGUGGCUCCCCUUACUUCCCAGCAGGAUAUGGCGGUGGCCAGAGGCAGUUCAUUCCUCCUUCUUCUGGGUUUGGGGUGGCUGAUUUCCCUUGGCUUUCCAUUCCAAACCAGGCAGACUUAUUAAAGAUGGUGCGCCCCCCAUACUCCUAUUCCUCUCUCAUUGCCAUGGCUAUCCAGAACAACCCAGAGAAGAAGCUGACCCUCAGCCAGAUUUAUAGCUACGUGGCCGAAAACUUUCCCUUCUACAAGAAGAGCAAAGCCGGCUGGCAGAACUCGAUCCGGCACAAUCUCUCUCUUAAUGACUGCUUUAAAAAAGUGGCCAGGGAUGAUAAUGAUCCAGGUAAAGGGAAUUACUGGACGCUGGAUCCGAACUGUGAGAAAAUGUUUGAUAAUGGGAAUUUCAGAAGAAAGCGGAAAAGGAAAUCGGAGAGCGUGGAAGCGGGGUUUGAUGGGGACGCCAGUGAAGACAAGAAGGAACUUGCUCUGAAAUCCUUAGGGUCAGACAGCCCUCGAGGAGCUUCGGCGCUUGAGCAGAGCAGUUAUGGCACCCCUGAGAGUAAGAGCAGGCCGGCGGGGGGCUUGGCUGCCCUGGACAGUAGUCACUGUUUCACAAAUUUUGCCUCCAACAUGAAUGCGCUGAUGAAUGUGGGGGCCCCCAGGCAUUUUUCUGCCAGACUCGGAGACUUCUCAAACUCAAGACAUUAUUUAGCAGAACUGGCUUCUUGCCCCAUUUCCAGCCCACAAAUCUCUGAACCCCAGACUGGUUCCAAAGUCCCCUGUUACCCCUCUAAGCAAGCGAGCAGCCUUUGCACUUCUGUCAUGAAUUCCUUCAGCCUCAACCACUUGUACAGCCGGGAGGGGGAGGUCUGACGCUGUUCUAUUGAGAUAUCAUUGCUGCUCUCUGGGGGGUUCAGGCAAUGAGCUUUUUAUUCCAAUUCUUUUAACGACGUACGUUUUUAAUAUCCAUAACUAUGAACUAUGCAGGUUGGGUUAUUUGCAGCCAGUAUGGGUAUGAGGAAGCACUCGCAGGGUUCAAUGGGUAGAUGCCAACUUACAUUUUUAAAACUGUUUUUAUAUUUUAUUUUUUUUUUUUUUAGCAAUUAAUGUAAAAAUGUUGUCAGUUUUUAAUUGUGUGAACUGAACUGCUGAAUCUUUGAGGAGGGUGGAAUAAAACUUUUGACUGAC